This is a messenger RNA of Ailuropoda melanoleuca (giant panda), 1059 nucleotides long. RefSeq names its product integrin subunit beta 1 binding protein 1 (gene ITGB1BP1). Bases 291 to 893 code for a protein of 200 amino acids. Lineage: Eukaryota; Metazoa; Chordata; Mammalia; Carnivora; Ursidae. Gene Ontology annotation, cellular component: cytoskeleton; lamellipodium; cell periphery. Gene Ontology annotation, molecular function: integrin binding. The transcript has 8 exons. Gene Ontology annotation, biological process: negative regulation of substrate adhesion-dependent cell spreading; negative regulation of focal adhesion assembly. The record is from RefSeq and is a predicted model, not a curated record.
UCGGAGGCGGGGCUUGGCGGGCGGGGCCGGGGGCGCCGGAAAAGCUGGCGCUGGAAUUAGAACUGGAGUGGCUGCCCCAGCGUCAGUUCCCAGGCUGUGGGUGUCUGACCCCAAACACAGGCGGCCCCGGCGGCGGGCCAGCCGCUGUGAGGUACCUUGUUUUUCUGAAAAGAAUUGACUGUGUCAGGAUGAGAGGAAGCUCUCUGUGCACACUGUCAUCUGUGGGAGCUUUGAAGACCAUAAAGUAGUCCUUCUACCGGGAGCUCCCUUGGAUCACGCUAUGGUGAAAAAUGUUCCGGAAAGGCAAAAAGCGACACAGUAGUAGCAGUUCCCAAAGUAGCGAGAUCAGUACGAAGAGCAAGUCUGUAGAUUCUAGUCUUGGGGGGCUUUCACGAUCCAGCACUGUGGCCAGUCUCGAUACGGAUUCGACCAAAAGCUCAGGACAAAGCAACAACAAUUCAGAUACCUGUGCAGAAUUUCGAAUAAAAUAUGUUGGUGCCAUUGAGAAACUGAAAUUCUCUGAAGGAAAAAGUCUUGAAGGACCAUUAGACCUCAUAAAUUAUAUAGACGUUGCCCAGCAAGAUGGAAAGUUGCCUUUCGUUCCUCUGGAGGAAGAAUUUAUUAUGGGAGUUUCCAAGUAUGGUAUAAAAGUAUCAACAUCAGAUCAGUAUGAUGUCUUACACCGGCACGCUCUGUAUUUAAUCAUCCGGAUGGUGUGUUACGAUGACGGUCUGGGGGCAGGAAAAAGCUUACUGGCCCUGAAGACCACCGACGCAAGCAACGAGGAGUACAGUCUCUGGGUCUAUCAGUGCAGCAGCCUGGAACAGGCACAAGCCAUCUGCAAAGUUUUAUCCACCGCCUUUGACUCUGUGCUAACAUCUGAGAAAGCUUGAAUUCCGCGGUCAGGGGGAAGCCGACUUCAUGUGGAAGGGCAGCGGUCUUCAGCCUGCACUGUUGAACUACUAUGAUCCUUGGCUUGAGAUUUGCUGAAGAAAGGCAGUGUAUAAAAUAGUGAUCAUUUGCUUUCCUAUUAAAAUGUGUCUUAUUACAGUACGUUAA